CAGCCUCCCCCUCCUUCCUUCGCUUCCAAGUCACCCGCCGCCCAUUUCUGCCCCCCCCCCCAAAUCCGCCGUCUUCUUCCCAUCCGAAUCGGCGCCGGCGAUCGCUCCGCUCGCUUCCGGAUUCCCGCUCGCGGAGCUCGGGCUUUCAAGGUCAGUUCUUUGGACUUUUGGGGGAUUGUUCAGUUAACUUAGGGGAGAGAGUGUUUCGUUUUAACCGAAUUAGGAGGUCACGGUCUCAUGAGAAUUGAUAGGGGAAUGCAGAGACUGAUUUGCGCGGCAGAGAAGAGCUCGCUGUUGGGCUGGAAGAAAUCCUUCAGCCGCGGUAUCUGCGUCACCACGCCUAAGGCCAGGACGCGCGACAAACCUCUCGGUAUGGUGUCGGGUCUCUAAAGAGGAGCGAGCUCGGGGAGGCGGGGGCGCGCAAGAAGGUUUCUCUUUGCUGGCGAAAGUGACGAUAAAACACCUGCACGACGAUGACUCGGAUCUUGGUUCAGAGAGGCUCGGGUGGUUCCUCAUCGAAUCCGAGCCGUUCUUCUUCCUCAGCUAGAACAGAGCCACAGCCCUCUGCUACUGCUUCGGUUGUUUCUGCUGCAAAAGAUGAGGAGAGUGAGGAGGAGGUAUCAGAACAAGUUGUUGUGGAUGAGCUGUCGGAAUACUAUUGUGGCGGUGACAGUACUGCUGUGAAAAGCGAUGAACAUGUGGAAGGAUAUCAUGCUGAUCAGGAUGAGAACUUGGGUAAUGAGACUCAUGAUGGUGAGCUUUUGGUUAGUGAUGACCCUCCUAGUUCAGAGGAAGUCUCGAAAGGAUUAGGCGGGCUGAAGCCUGUUGAUCUAAAAGAGAAUGAGGGCACAAGCAACUUGCAAGGUGCUGUUGGGAGUCUACAUCCGCCACCUCCUCCAGCCCCACCAAGGCCAUUUGUCGCAAACUCAAACUUAAGGAGAGCUCCGCAGGGAAGCUCAAAUCCCGCACGACUUGGUCCUUCCAGAAGAUCGGUUGCCUGGCCUGUUGUUUCAGCUCGAACUUCACCUACUGGGUCACGGCCUUCUUCUCCAAGAUCUCACUGUGAAAGUGAGGGUUAUAACAGUGCGGAUGAGCAGGGACCAUGCUUUGUAUCUUAUGAUGAUUUGGAAAGAGAACGUCAGUUCGAGAUUGAAAUUGGGAGGAUAAAGGGUUUGGAAGUCAAAAGAAUGUUGGAGGAUGGGAAUUGUCUCUUCCGUGCUGUUGCAGAUCAAGUUUAUGGGGACUCUGAUGAGCAUGGUCUUGUCCGGCAAAUGUGUAUAGACUAUAUGGAGCAUGAAAGAGAUCACUUCUCUCAGUUUGUCACUGAAAAUUUCACCCAAUACUGCCGAAGAAAGAGAAGAGACAAGGUAUAUGGGAACAAUGUGGAGAUCCAAGCAUUUUGUGAGAUUUAUAACCGACCAAUACAUAUCUAUUCCUACAGCACAGAGCCUAUCAAUAUUUUCCAGGGAAGCUACAAUACCGACACGCCACCCAUUCGACUUAGCUACCAUCAUGGGAAUCAUUAUAAUUCUCUUGUGGAUCCACGUCGUUUGGCAAUUGGUGCAGGACUUGGAUUCGGCUCUUUUCGCGGGACAAAUGUCGACAAAGAUCAAGUAAAGGCAGCCAUCAAAGCUCAGCAAGAUCAGCAGAUUGAUAAUGCUCUUUUGGCUGAGGGUCGCUUUUGGUCUGACCUUGAGUUGACUGAGAAGGAAAUCGAGCGCAUGGUUAUGGAAGCUUCUCGGGCUGAGUAUCUCGCCAGUGACAAACUCAGGAAACAACCUGGUAUUCGAGACUCUUCUACUUCUAGUGCGGAACCAUCAUCUUCUGGUGGAACACCUUCAGGUAGUGAGAUGAGGAUGGGGAGUGGAAGAGAACAUGGUUCCCAGCAUAAUGUUCUGAGCAGCAGUAUGCAGGUUGUGCUGUCCAUGGGAUUCACUUAUCUCCAGGCGAUCGACGCGUACAGUAUAUUUGGCGAUGAUGUGGACUCCAUGGUAUGCUAUCUCUUAGAGACUAGUAGCAGUAGGCGCAAAGGCAAGGCAACGGAAUGAGCUGGAAUGCCAGGAGUAUCCAUAAGGUGUAUCAGUGCUUCGGUUCGUGCUCUGAUUGGUGCGGAAAAGCUUUUGUUCUUAUUGAGCAGAAACCUGCCGACACUUUGUUUUAGCUUUAUGUUAGUUUUCUUUGAAUAAAUGUUCUCUUCGUCUGACUUUGAUUCCGGGCAUAUUGUUCUCGUAACUGCUGAAGCAUUUGAGAAUAAGAAUUUGCAAAACGAUAUUCGGGUCGGUCGCUCUUUAUUUCA
Molecule: messenger RNA, 2296 nt
Organism: Syzygium oleosum
Lineage: Eukaryota; Viridiplantae; Streptophyta; Magnoliopsida; Myrtales; Myrtaceae
Product: OVARIAN TUMOR DOMAIN-containing deubiquitinating enzyme 6
Exons: 9
Coding region: 474-2048 (524 amino acids)
Biological process (GO): protein deubiquitination
Molecular function (GO): K63-linked deubiquitinase activity; cysteine-type deubiquitinase activity
Source: RefSeq, a predicted model, not a curated record